This is a messenger RNA of Stegostoma tigrinum, 8474 nucleotides long. RefSeq names its product glutamate receptor ionotropic, NMDA 2B-like. The coding region runs from base 802 to 5196 and encodes 1464 amino acids. Gene Ontology annotation, biological process: long-term synaptic potentiation; excitatory postsynaptic potential; synaptic transmission, glutamatergic. Gene Ontology annotation, cellular component: plasma membrane; postsynaptic density membrane; postsynaptic membrane. The record is from RefSeq and is a predicted model, not a curated record. NCBI's taxonomy places the organism in Eukaryota, Metazoa, Chordata, Chondrichthyes, Orectolobiformes, Stegostomatidae. Gene Ontology annotation, molecular function: transmitter-gated monoatomic ion channel activity involved in regulation of postsynaptic membrane potential; NMDA glutamate receptor activity. The transcript is spliced from 14 exons.
UUGAUGUAUCUAAGGGAGGCAUCUGGAGACUGAGGUGGCAUUUUUCACACUCCAUUCCCCCACCCCCUCCACCAGCCCUGAUUUUUAGAUAGCACCUCACAUCUGGAAUACCAGGUAGCUCUCGUGUGUGAGGGUUUUUUUAAUGAACAAGGAGCUUUUUUUUUAGUUUUGGCUUUUUUGUGUGUGUGUGAUUUGUUUCCUAAAGGAAUUUUUUAGCGCAUCUAUUUUUGGUGUGUGGGUGAAUGAAUGAGGAAAUUAUUUUGCUCUAUUGGACUAGCGUUUCUGUGGCAAGCAGGGUGCUACCGAAGAACGAGGGCAAGGGAAUCUUUCCUUCUGGGAGUAACAGUCCAUGGGCUGCGAGUAUAUGGAGAUUAAGAUUGUGAGAUUGAACGUGUCUGUGCAUUGCAGGACCUGAAACAUAACACAGGGGCCGGAUUGGAUUUAUUUCCCCAUUCCUCCACGAUUUCCGAACCUCACACCCUUUCCCCCCUCCCUCACUCCUCCCAACCGUACCCGUCUCCCAAAGUCACGGCCAGCUUCCUUUGCUGUUGAACACAAGGGAGUGAGGGCUAAUGUUCUCAAGCUCAGACAGUCCUCGGGAGGACCUGAUCUACGCCGAGCUGGAGAGGGAGGGAGAGACAGACAGAUAGCAAGACCGAGAGAAUCAGACACCGUUCAAUGGAAGAUCCAUGCUUGUGGCAAUGCAAGGGGGAGCCACUCUGAGGCUCCUAUCACCAUUGCUCAGCUCUCUAACAAACCCAAGAGCAAGCUCCUUCAGUAACCAGAAAGGGAUUAAACUCAAUGAAGAUGAGGCACAUGGGCAUACAGCUCCUGAAGAUUUUAUUAAUACUCGCGUCUCAUGUGGAUUGGGCGAAAGGAAUCUUGAAAAGCACCCCUACCUUGAACAUUGCCGUGAUCCUUGGUGGCACAUCCUGUGAGAUGGACAUCAAAGAUGUUUUGAACAAAGAUGAUUUCCAACAUUUGCCCAUUGAUCCCAAUGUGGUGCAGGUGACCGUCAAUGAGACUGACCCCAAGAGUAUCAUUACACGUGUGUGCGAUCUCAUGUCUGGGAUGAAAAUGCACGGUGUGGUUUUUGGUGAUGAUACGGAUCAUGAGUCCAUUGCAGAAAUUUUGGAUUUUAUUUCAGCUCAGACUAUGAUCCCAAUUCUUGGAAUACAUGGUGGUUCCUCGAUGAUAAUGGCUGACAAGGAUGAUUCAUCAAUGUUCUUCCAAUUUGGGCCAUCUAUUGAACAGCAGGCCUCAGUGAUGUUGAAUGUUAUGGAGGAGUAUGACUGGUAUAUAUUUUCUAUUGUAACAAGCUACUUCCCUGGAUACCAGGAAUUUAUCAAUAAGAUACGAAGCACCAUUGAAAACAGUUUCGUUGGUUGGGAGAUGGAGGAGGUUAUGUCUCUGGAUGUUUCAAUGGAUGAUGGUGAAUCCAAAAUCCAAAACCAACUGAAGAAGCUUCAGAGCCCUGUCAUCCUCCUCUUUUGCACCAAGGAUGAGGCUACCUACAUCUUUGAGGUGGCCGAGUCAGUCGGCCUCACUGGCUAUGGCUACAUCUGGAUUGUGCCAAGUACUGUGACAGGGAACACGGAUAUUAUUCUGCCUGAAUUCCCGACAGGAUUAAUUUCCGUUUCCUAUGACGAAUGGGAUUAUGGACUCCCAGCCAGGGUGAGGGAUGGAGUGGCCAUUAUCACCACAGCAGCCUCGACAAUGCUGGCUGAACGAAGGGAAAUCAUGGAACCCAAAACUAGCUGCUACAGCGUGCAGGAGAGAAGGGCUCAUCAAUCAAACACUUUGCACAGAUACCUUAUGAAUGUAAGCUUCGAGGGAAGAAACCUUUCCUUCAGUGAAGACGGGUACCAGAUGCAUCCCAAAUUAGUUAUUAUCUUACUCAACAAAGAGCGAGUCUGGGAGAAGGUUGGGAAAUGGGAGGCGAAGAGGCUGACGAUGAAAUACCAUGUCUGGCCCCGGUACUACUUGUUCUCAGAGUCGGAGGAGGAAGAUGACCACUUGAGCAUUGUCACGCUGGAAGAAGCACCAUUUGUCAUUGUGGAGGAUGUUGACUCGCUGAGUGGAACGUGCAUGAGGAACACAGUGCCCUGUCGGAAGCAAGUCAAAUCCACGAAUGAGACUGAAGCAGGAAUCUAUAUCAAGCGGUGCUGUAAAGGAUUUUGUAUUGACAUUUUGAAGAAAAUUGCAAAGUAUGUCAAGUUUACAUAUGAUUUAUAUCUGGUGACAAAUGGAAAACACGGGAAGAAAAUCAACGGGACAUGGAACGGCCUGGUUGGAGAAGUGGUAAGGAAGCAGGCACAGAUGGCUGUUGGCUCAUUAACCAUUAAUGAAGAACGAUCGGAGGUGGUGGACUUCUCAGUCCCUUUUAUAGAGACUGGGAUCAGUGUAAUGGUGUCUCGGAGUAAUGGAACUGUGUCACCCUCUGCUUUUCUGGAGCCAUUCAGUGCAGAUGUCUGGGUGAUGAUGUUCGUAAUGCUCCUGAUUGUCUCUGCUGUCGCAGUGUUUGUCUUUGAAUACUUCAGCCCUGUGGGAUACAACCGAUGUCUGGCUGAUGGAAGGGAACCAGGAGGGCCUUCUUUCACCAUCGGCAAAGCCAUCUGGCUGCUCUGGGGCCUUGUUUUCAACAACUCGGUGCCAGUCCAGAACCCAAAGGGAACCACAAGCAAGAUUAUGGUGUCAGUUUGGGCCUUCUUUGCUGUGAUCUUCUUGGCCAGUUACACAGCCAACCUUGCUGCAUUUAUGAUCCAAGAGGAAUAUGUGGACCAAGUAUCAGGCCUGAGCGAUAAAAAGUUUCAAAGACCAAAUGAUUUUUCUCCUCCUUUCCGGUUUGGGACUGUUCCCAAUGGAAGCACCGAGAGAAACAUCCGGAACAAUUACUUUGAGAUGCACAGCUACAUGACUAAGUACAACCAGAAGUCGGUUUUGGAUGCAUUAAUAAGCUUGAAGGCAGGGAAGCUGGAUGCUUUUAUCUAUGACGCGGCUGUGCUGAAUUACAUGGCUGGGAGAGAUGAAGGCUGCAAGCUUGUUACAAUCGGCAGUGGCAAGGUAUUCGCAACCACUGGUUAUGGCAUUGCCAUCCAGAAAAACAGCGGCUGGAAACGUCCAGUGGACCUUGCCAUCCUGCAGUUAUUUGGUGAUGGAGAUAUGGAGGAGCUAGAAGCCCUCUGGCUGACUGGCAUCUGCCAUAACGAGAAGAACGAGGUGAUGAGCAGCCAGUUGGAUGUCGAUAAUAUGGCAGGCGUGUUCUACAUGCUGGGUGCUGCAAUGACACUGAGUCUUGUCACGUUCAUCUGCGAACACCUCUUCUACUGGCAACUGCGGCAUUGCUUCAUGGGUGUCUGCACUGGCAAACCAGGUGUCAUGUUUUCAGUCAGCAGGGGUAUAUAUAGCUGCAUCCAUGGAGUUGCUAUUGAGGAUAACAAGUCUUGCAUGGAGUCCCCCACUGCCACGGUGAACGACACCCAUUCCAACAUUAUGCGGCUACUGCGGACGGCCAAGAGCAUGGCCAACCUGACUGGGGUCAACGGCACGCACUUUGGCUCUCCCCAGAGCGCUCUCGACUUCAUCGGCAGGGACCCCUCGGUCUUUGAUGUCUCUGAGCACCGGCGGAGCUUCACCCACUCGGACUGCAAAUCCUACCAGCCUGACGACAACCUCUUCAGCGAUUACAUCAGCGAGGUGGAGAGGACGUUUGGCAACCUCCACGCCAAGGACACCAACAGCAUCUACCAGGACCACUACCACCAUCACCGGCCGCACAGCAUUGCCAGCACCAGCUCGCUGGAUAUCCCGUACGAGUGUGACAAUGCCAUGUUUGGCACCCAGAGCCGAGCCCUGGCGAGGAAGCCCUUUGAGAUCGGCCUACCCCUGAAGCAUGCCCAGGGGCAGCUCAGUGACAGCUACGAGAGCCACAAGUAUUUGUUCAAGAAUGACCGCUACGCCCAUGAUGACCUGAUCCGAUCGGACGUCUCAGACAUCUCCACGCACACGGUGACCUACGGCAACAUCGGCAACACCAAGCGGCGAAAGCAGUACAAGGACAGCCUGAAGAAGAGGCCGGCGUCGGCCAAGUCGCGGAAGGAGUUCGAUGAGAUCGAGCUGGCGUACCGCCGCAAAGCGCACACCUCGGACCGGAAGGCGCGCUUCUUCAACAAGGACAAGCUCCGCGACUUCUACCGCGACCAGUUCCGGUGCAAGGAGAACGCCAGCUCGCGCUGGGAGCACGUGGACCUCAGCGACCUCUACCAGGGCCACGACGAUGACUUCGGCAAGCUCGAGGCGCCAGGCUCGCGCCUGAGCAGGCCCCGCACCGUGCACGUUGGCGAGUUCGCGCCGCCGGCCAAGGCCAGCCUGCACGCCUCGACGGUCGGCCUGUGGGACAAGAACGCCAGCGUGCCGGACUGGGACGAGCGCCAGGCGGACAGCUACUGCCACAACUGCCCCACCAAGCUGCACAACUACGGCGGCCAGAACGCAAACCGGGGCCCGUGCCUGUGGUGCGAGGCGUGCAAGAAGACCGCCACCCUGUACGACAUCAGCGAGGACAACUCGCUGCAGGAUGUGGACCAGGCCCUGGCCCCGGGAGCCGGCCUCGCCAAGUACCACCAGAGCCCCACCGACUCCACCAAGCUGCAGAGGCGCAACCGCAACAAGCUGCGGCGCCAACACUCCUACGACACCUUUGUGGAGCUGCAGAAGGAGGACAGUGUGGCGAUCACCCCGAGGAGCGUCAGCCUGAAGGAGAAGGACCGCUUCCUGGAGGGUAGCCCCUAUGCCCACAUGUUCGAAACGACCCCGGAGCCGGCCUUCGUCGGCAAGCCCACCGCCCCGGAACGCCACAACCUCGGCCGCUACACCUUGAGCAAAUCCCUCUAUCCCGACCGGGUCACCCAGAACCCCUUCAUCCCCACCUUCGGCGACGACCAGUGCCUGCUCCACGGCAGCAAAUCGCACUUCUUCAAACACCCGGCCAGUUCCAAAGCCCGCCUCGACUUCCACCCAUCGGCUAAGGCGGCAUCGUCCAUGCUCAACGCCAUCCCGGCCAGGUUUCAGAAGGAAAUGUGCACAGGAAGCCAGCCGACGGUGUGCAUAGCAAAUAACAAGACUCCCAGGGCUUUCAACGGGUCCAGCAACGGACACGUAUACGAGAAACUCUCCAGCAUUGAGUCUGAUGUCUGAACUCGCAGUCGCUCCUGCUUUUGAGGUGGGAGGUGGGGGAGCUGUCAUUUAGAAGUUUCCCGUUUGGGCGACACACUGGAGUUCCGGAUGGACCUGCUGUUUUUUCCCUAUGUUUUAAGUUUUUGAUCUUCAUACAAAACAUCACAGAACAUCGCUUUCUUUUCCCAUUGCAUUAUUAUGGGAGUGAAUCGGAUUCCAUGAUUUACAUUAUGUCUGGUCCAGUACAAGAUGACAAAAUUCUAAAUGCAUGUCAUUUGUAUCAAGUUACAUCGGGUGAUGCAUCUUUGUGUAGGGGGUGAUGAUUAAUAUAGUAAAUAUUAAUAUCAGUGCCAAUACUGUACAGUUAAAACCUGGAUUAACCCGUUUGCCACUGAAGACUCAAUAUGGCUUCAUUCUGAAUGCCUCCAUGGUUCUGGGAAAGUUGCACGAUGUGGACAUGGCUUCUAGUAAAAGCAAUGUCAGAUCGGUGGCGUGUAUGUGUGCGUGUGUUAGGGUGCAUGUGUAAGUGCGUCUCCAGUCAUGGACGUGUGUGUGUGAAUACAUGUAUGUGCUCUCCAGGGACAGCCUGUGCUAACAAUGUCAGGUCUUCAUAUUGGUGAUAUAGAGUGACAUCGCAGACCCAGCCAUGUUACUGAGUUAGUGAUGUCACCGUGUGGAUGACAUCACAACGAAUGUGAUGUUGCUGAACCUGUGAUGUCACACUGACUGUUGGCAAGCUGACUGAUGUCACCAUGUAAGUGACAUCACGAUGGCAGCAAUAUCACAAUUAUUAUGAUGUCAGUGUGCCAAUUAUGUCAAUCUCAGUGACAUCACAAUGAUGGUGAUGUCAGUGUGUCAAUGAUGUCGCAGUUUUAGCAACAUAGUGUGUUUCAAGAAGUCAAUGAUUUUAAAGUCUUUGAAAUUGUGUUGAGGCCAGUUUUUUAAGGCCUGUGGCUAUUGAAUGCAUAUUGUAAUUAUAACCACCGCGAUAAUCACGCCUACAAAUAAGGGUGAAUCUUCAAUCCAGGUGCAGCCUCUAUUUAGUAACACAGGGAAAACAAUUUUAUUCCAUCAUGGUGAGUGAUAAUGUUAAUGUCCAACAAAGUUAUUGUCAGACUGGAAGGGACUCUAAUGACUCAUAAUUAAAUGAUCACUUACUGUGUCCUCGCAGGUCUUUCUAUGACGGAACGCUGCUAUCUGUCAGUUAGCAUAAUGAUGGUCUCUUCUCAUUCCAUGGGUCUAGAUGAUAAUUUCACUGCACCAGUGCCUCGUGAUGUGAAGUUUCAUUGCAAAAAGAAUGAAACAUGAUAUUGCACUACAAUCUAGUAGUAUUUGAUAUUUCUGAUCAGGAAUUAGCAGACUAUUGCUGUGCGGAUGAUGUUUCAGUGAUGCUUAUCACUAGUGGGAAAGACUAACUAUCUUUUGUAUCCGCAAAUGAGCAUUCAGCAGCAUACCAUCAUGAGUGUGGUGGUCUGCAUUUAAUCGAUGCAUGUUUCUUUCCUUAGUUAAAAGGCGCUCCCUCACUCCCAACUAUAGCAUAUAAUCUGAGUGCAAUGUAUGAUUUUUAAACAUUGAAUAAACUAUGCUAAUAGAGACAAAUCUCGAUCUGACUAUUCAGUAGCUCCCAUUCUACCCAAGCUUACUGCAGGGCCUCAAGGAUCAGUGGUAGCUGGUUAGAUCUGUCCUGCUGGUAAAAGCUAAGUGGAGGUUAGUGAAGUCUGCUAAUAUCGUCUAGGAAGGGGAGUCUUUGGCUACACUGUGUUAGUUCUGUCCUAGCUGAGACACCAUUUAAAACCUGUCAUCUUUUGUUUUUUGACAUGGAUGGUGUUGAGAACACAGUGUUAAAUUGAAAAGAAUACCAGAAUACCAUCACAGUGUUGACAGACAAGAAGUCACAAGUGGUGCUGGGUUAAAUAUUCUCGGAGGUUUUAACUCUAAAAGUGAUAACUCAGUGUUAUUCAUUAUUGUUAUGGAGAUGUGAGCAGUCUUUUCAAUUUACAAUUUAUAAAGUACCCUUUUUCUCCUCUCCCAUUGACUGAUGGACAGCAGAAGUACCUGGAAUACAAACAACUUGCAUUAGCCAUAGAGUUCCCUUAGAUUCACAAAUAAUCACUCAGUUUUAUAUUGAGAUGUGCCCAUUCUUGGAUUUGUCACCAACUAGUGUGCAGUAGACUGUGGAAGCACAGUGUUAACCUUGGCUCAGUGGAUAAUGCUCUCACUUUGGCAGAGAGGGGCUAGCUGUGUUGUUGUUGCAGAGGACCAGCAUUGAAAUGACAGCCCAGUUGACCUUCAGCUUGAAUGUAUGAAAUAUAGCCAUCUGUUAGUCAAUUCCCAGACUGAGAAGACCACAGAUUUCAUCUUCAGUCUGCGGGGACCAUGUUGAUCUUAGUUAGAGCUACCCUGUGAGGCUGGAAAUAUGGGAUGCAGAGGCCAAUGAACUUUCCGGGCAUGGACAUGACAGAUCCCGUGGUGUAUCACUUUCUGCUUCUGGAUGAACAGCUAGAACUGAAAUGCUCUGAAGUGAUUGUAAUGGAGAACAGGCAACUUGGUUCUGUUCUGUUAAAUCUGCUGUUUUCAAACAUAAAUUUCAGGGAGAUGCAGCUGGGAGGGGGUUAUGAUUGUAAAUUCAAUGUGAAUUUAUGGAAGAAUUUUUAAAUCCAAUCCCUGCUAGGCUGGAUUCCAACCCAAAAGGACUGGGGCAUGAUCCAACAGGACUGACCUCCACGACCGCCAACUGGGUCAUGCACCCCCUUCCCCACUGACAGGACCAAGAAGACUGGUUGCCCAGUUUACCUUUCCUUUAAGAUAGAAUUGCCUGAUAAUUUAAUUUGGUUGAUGAAUUCGGUUGAUUAGUAUAGCCAUAACCUGGCAGUGGGUACAACCCAUCAUGAAGCAUGUUGUCAAAGGACCCUGGCGAUGCUUAGCGCCAUCUUGUGUCAAAUGGAGUGUGAUGCCACUACAGGCUACAAUGGGCUCCAUUUUGUUGUGUCUGAACUGCUGUAUAUUACUAAUAUGGCUACUGAUGCCUGUUAAGGAAUAAAUGGUGUGAAAUGGUUUCAGGGACUGUGUAAUUGUGAGGAGGGGUUUCAGCAAUGAUGUGAUAAAUAUGGCUGUCUCAGUGUGUGGGAGUGUCUGUCACCAUUGUUACAGGUGGAACACAAGCCUCCUCUUGAAUACAGUGUCUCAUCACCAUAAUGUAAAAGGUUGGAUCCCAUUGCAACGUAUGGUCUAGAGGCUGGUGGAGUUAAGGGGGUAUUGGAAAUUCUUAACAGCUUGGAGAUUUUGGAUGGUGGUGAUGG